GGGCGCGCCGAGCCGAGCCGGCUGCUGCCUGUCUCCGCGCGCAGGGCGCCUGAGCGCUCGUCCCCCGAGGUGCGGUGUAGCCUCUGUGCGGGGGGCGCGUACCCGCUGGCGGGGCAGGGCUCCGCGGUGCGUCGGUUCGUGGAGGGGGGAGCGAGUGACCUGGCUGCAUAAUCGGUGCUUUCGCUGCAUAGCCUUGCAGUGCGCUCCACCGGCCUGGGGAAGCGGCGACAGAGGCCUCGGCAGCUCAGUGGAAAGAAGGGAACUGGAUAGAACACAAAUUAUGAAGGUGUUAGUCAUUGGACUUGGCGGUGUGACAAAUGGGGGAAAAACAACACUGGCAAAACGACUUAGGAAACAGCUUCCAAAUUGCAGUAUACUCGCUCAAGAUGACUUCUUUAAGCCAGAAUCUGAAGUAGAGAUAGAUGAACAUGGAUUUAAGCAAUAUGAUGUACUUGAUGCCCUUUAUAUGGAGGAAAUGGUGACAAGCAUACGCUCAUGGAUGAAAAACCCAACAGGCUCUUCUGUCUCAACAGCAGAAUCAAAGAGUACACCUGUCAAUCUGAAAAGUACAGAAGAAGUUCACAUUUUAAUAGCUGAAGGUUUUCUUCUGUAUAACUAUGAGCCUCUUAAUGAAGUAUGGGAUAGAAGAUAUUUUCUGACCAUUCCAUAUGAAGAAUGCAAGAGGAGAAGGAGUACCAGAGUUUAUCAACCAGCAGAUCGACCAGGAUACUUCGAUGGACAUGUAUGGCCUAUGUAUCUGAAACAUAAAAGGGAAAUGGAAGAAAAUACAAAUAAUAUCGUUUAUUUGGAUGGAACAAAAUCUGAGGAAGACCUCUUUUCAUAUGUUUAUAAUGAUAUAGUGCUGGAGCUAGAAGCAUGGAAAAAGUGAGCAGGUCACAGCAAAGCCAUGUGAGAAGUUGGGAUUCUUUCCAGUAGAGAUUCAGGGUCAAUUUUAUGGUGUCUGGAUGGAUCACUUUGCCAAUCUAUUGUAUGUACAUGAGUAACACCAGUUUAUACAAUCCAUAUUGUACUGUAGUGACUGCUAUUUCUGUUAGACUUAUAAAUAUUGAUGAAUAGUAUAGGUCAUCCAGUAGACUAGUGCAGUAUUUUUAAAGUGAUAGCCUUGCUCAGAGUGGCAUCUGUAACCCUGUGACAAACUUCAACCUGAUUUAAUAUUUAAUCAUGUAAUAUAAGGAAUUUGAAAAUUACUUUAAUGUAUGGAAAUAUAGCCCUGGAUAUUUCAUAAAUAUACUUCCAUAGGUAUACGCUAUGUGCACAAUUUUUAUAUGCAAGUAAAAUAUUUUUGGAAUUGAAAAUCACAAAAGCAAAGUGAUUGCACAUUAGUAAUAUAGGGAAAAAUAGAAGUAAUAGCUCAUAAAAUAUUAAAUAUGAAUAUUAAAUGACAUGUGGUUAAAGAGGCAAAAGCCAUUUUGGAAAUAUGUAAAUAGAGGUAUUGCACUUGAGACCAGAAACAGAAUUCUUCCUUUUUCACAUGGUGUUUGUUAGAAUGCAUCUGGAGUAUUGUGUAUUGUUUGGGGCACUGUGGAAAGGAUAUAGAUAAUCUGAAGAGCAACUACUAAGCUAUUAGAAAGAGUUGUAGGAUAAGAACAGAGGUUGGUAGUGGGUCAGAUGUGUUAACAUCUGAUGAAAAAUGUGCAGCCUGGAAAAUAAGAGGUUUUGAGUUGUAAAAGAUUCUGGCAGACAAAUGCAAAAAAGAUGCUACAAAAGAGGAGAAGGAAAUAAGAUUCUCAUUAAUCAUAAAUGAUUAACUAGAAAUGAAUGAAAAAAAUAAAUGUGAUUAGAGAACAGAAAUAUAUGGUUUAGAUCAGCUAAGGAAUAAUACCAGCUUCCCAGUCAUAUAAUAAAUACACACAGGGAGGACUUAAAACUAUUUGAAAACAAACUAUCUUUUGAGGAUUGUCUAGAUUAGGGGUUGGCAACCUUUCAGAAGUGGUGUGCCGAGUCUUCAUUUAUCAAUCUAAUUUAAGGUUUCGCGUGCCAGUAAUACAUUUUAACAUUUUUAGAAGAUCUCUUUCUGUAAGUCUAUAAUAU
This is a messenger RNA of Mauremys mutica (yellowpond turtle), 2052 nucleotides long. It is a transcript of the gene NMRK1, whose product is annotated as nicotinamide riboside kinase 1. The coding region runs from base 281 to 889 and encodes 202 amino acids. Lineage: Eukaryota; Metazoa; Chordata; Testudines; Geoemydidae. The record is from RefSeq and is a predicted model, not a curated record. Gene Ontology annotation, cellular component: cytoplasm. The transcript has 9 exons.